CAAUAAUCCGGCCCAAGGUAAUGGCGGGGUAAAUCUAGGGCUUUGAUUUCAUGCUUCACAGGAAAUCAAACGACUCAUAAAUGAAUGAGCUUUUGUUCUUUUCUAGUUGUUUGAUCGAUUUCUUCUAUCUGUGAAAAAAAUUGAUAUGACGCGUGACACAAAAAGCGAGCAUUUAGCGGUGGGUAACCAAAAGCAUGAUUUUCAUAUUACAUGUGAAAGAUUUAAGAACUGGCUUGCUAAACAAGGAUUACCCACCUUUAAGGAAGCUGCCCUCGCUGCUUACAACGCAUACGGCACGUCCAUCUUUUUGGGGGUGUUUGCUGAGGGUUGUCUCAAGGAAGUCUGCUUAUCUUUUUCCAUUCUUCGAACUAUGCCACACUCAAAGUUGUCUUCCCUUUGUGGAGGGUACACGCCGCUCGUAGAAUCGUUUUUGAGAAUAGGGAGCAUGGAAAUGGCUCGAAAUUUUGCUAUUAUGAAGGGUUGUAAUGAAGGCAUAUUUUGUGUCAUGAAAAACAUAAGAGGCAAGGAAGAUGUCCAGGCAAGUAUGGUGGCGGGUUUUGGUUGUGGGGUUGUGUUAUCAUUGGUUACUGGAAUGAGGGGUCCUGAGAUAAUGUCAGUUGGUGCUAUCUUUGCGCUCUAUAAUGGUGGAUUGUUUAAGGUAGGUCUCAAAAUUUGAAAAAUCCCAAGAUGAAUUACACAUAAAAGUAAGGAGAGGCAGGUCAUGCGAGCAACUUAACAUAAGCACUCUGUAUUUAUUAACUUAUGUUUAUGUUUAUGUGUUUGUAGGAAGAUAGAUCUUGGUAUUUAUUAACUUAUGUUUGUGUUUUUGUAGGAAGAUAGAUCUUGGUUUUCAGUUAUUAUUUCUAAAACUUAUACAUGUUGCCUUUGCUGA
This is a messenger RNA of Helianthus annuus (common sunflower), 892 nucleotides long. Its product is annotated as chloroplastic import inner membrane translocase subunit HP30-2. Gene Ontology annotation, cellular component: chloroplast inner membrane; TIM22 mitochondrial import inner membrane insertion complex. Gene Ontology annotation, biological process: protein targeting to chloroplast; protein insertion into mitochondrial inner membrane. Bases 146 to 676 code for a protein of 176 amino acids. The record is from RefSeq and is a predicted model, not a curated record. Lineage: Eukaryota; Viridiplantae; Streptophyta; Magnoliopsida; Asterales; Asteraceae. Gene Ontology annotation, molecular function: transmembrane protein transporter activity. The transcript has 5 exons.